CGCUACUACCAGAACGUCUGCACCCAGAGUUACUCCUACGUGUGGUGGGACUGGCCUCGCUGGGAGAGAGAGAUCGACUGGAUGGCGCUCAACGGCAUCAACCUGGCGCUGGCGUUUACUGGGCAGGAGGCUGUGUGGCAGCGGGUGUAUCUGUCCUUGGGCCUGAACCAGUCUGAAAUAGAUGAGUACGUCACCGGGCCUGCCUUCCUCGCCUGGAACCGCAUGGGGAACCUGCACACCUGGGCGGGGCCCUUGCCCCUGUCCUGGAACCUAAAGCAGCUGUAUUUGCAGUACAGGAUCCUGGAGAGGAUGCGGUCGUUGGGAAUGAUCCCGGUGCUGCCGGCGUUUGCGGGGCACGUCCCCAGGGGCGUCUUGAGGGCUUUCCCUCGAAUAAACGUCACUCGACUUGGGAGCUGGAGCAACUUCGACUGCACCUACUCGUGUGCCUACCUCCUGGACCCCGGAGACCCCAUGUUCCAAGUGAUCGGGACCCUCUUCCUGAAGGAGCUGAUCAGAGAGUUCGGCACGGAUCACGUCUACAACGCGGACACCUUCAAUGAGAUGAGCCCCCUGUCCUCCGACCCUGCCUACCUCUCGGGGGUCAGCGCUGCCGUCUUCAGGUCCAUGACCGGAGCCGACCCCGACGCGCUCUGGCUCAUGCAGGGAUGGCUCUUCCAGAACCAGCCUGACUUCUGGCAGCCGGCCCAGGUGCGGGCCCUGCUGCGCGGCGUGCCCAGCGGCAGGAUGAUCGUGCUGGAUCUCUUUGCGGAGUCCAAGCCCGUGUACCAGCGGACAGAGUCCUUCUACGGGCAGCCCUUCAUCUGGUGCAUGCUGCACAACUUCGGCGGCAACCACGGCCUCUUCGGCACGGUGGAGAGCAUCAACCGGGGCCCCUUCGACGCCCGGCGCUUCCCCAACUCCAGCCUGGUGGGCACCGGCCUGGCCCCAGAGGGCAUCGAGCAGAACGACAUGGUCUAUGAGCUGAUGAGCGAGCUGGGCUGGCGCCAGGAGCCGCUUGACCUCCAGCAGUGGGUUGCCAACUACGCCCAGCGGCGCUACGGCGCCAGGAACGCGGAGGCCGCCGGCGCCUGGCAGCUGCUGCUCCGCAGUGUCUACAACUGCUCGGGGCUCUGCGUCAACCACAACCACAGCCCGCUGGUGCGCCGGCCGUCCCUGCGCAUGGCCACGGAGCUGUGGUACAACAAGAGCGACGUCUACGAGGCCUGGCGCCUGCUGCUGGACGCCGCUGCCGAGCUGGGGGCCAGCCCCACUUUCCGCUACGACCUGGUGGACGUGACCCGGCAGGCCGCGCAGCAGCUGGUGAGCGAGUACUACCUGGAGAUCAAGCAGGCCUUCCAGAGCCGCUCGCUGCCGGAGCUGCUGACUGCCGGCGGGGUGCUGCUGUACGACCUGCUCCCGGAGCUGGACGCCCUCCUGGCCAGUGACCCCCACUUCCUGCUGGGCCGCUGGCUGGAGCAGGCUCGGGCUGCAGCCACCAGUGACAAGGAAGCCGAGCUAUACGACCUGAAUGCCCGCAACCAGGUGACGCUGUGGGGACCCAGCGGCAACAUCUUGGACUACGCCAACAAGCAGCUUGGGGGGCUGGUGCUGGACUAUUACCGGGUGCGCUGGAGCCUCUUUGUCUCGGCGCUGGUGGAGAGCCUGAACACCGGCACCCCCUUCCACCAGGAGCAGUUCAACCAGGCCGUCUUCCAGCUGGAGAGGGGUUUCAUCUACAACGGCAAGCGCUACCCCUCCCAGCCGGCCGGCAACACGCUGGAGAUCGCCAGGAAGAUCUUCCUCAAGUAUUAUCCCCACGCCAUGCGGCGCGGCCGGGCGGGGGCUGCGUGAGGGCCGGCGGCUCUGGGACUUUCCGGGGAUGGGAGUGGCGUCUCUGCGGCUGGCCCGGUCUCUCCCGCGCCGGAGAUGUUGGUGCCCCCAGCUUCUGUCCCCCCUCCCCCCACAAGCCUCUGCCAGAGCCUGAACCAAGGCCCUGGACCCAAAGGGAAACCGAGCAGGAGCCUUGUGCUGCGUGUGAGCGACGCCGCCGCGUGGGCGGGAGCAGGUCCGGGCUGGACCUGCCAGUGCAGCGCAGCGAGCUGGGGAAUGAGCUCCCGGGGAAAGGGCUGGAGGGACUGAUCCUGCACUGGCCUCAGGGCACUGGGAUGCGCUGACCUGACCAGUGUCUCCGUCGGGCCAGCCUUGCGGCUUGGAGACUGAUCCCAGUGUCUGGGGGAGGCAGCCGGAUUGUGGGGCAGAGGGUGGACGCGGCCUGUUGCAGGGGCAGGCGGGACAGAGGGGUGAGAAUGCUGAUCCCUUCGGGGCAUGGGAUUCGCAGCCGGGGGCGGGGACAGACACUGGGAUACCAUGGUGCUGGCUGCAGACCUGAAAUGGGCAUAUGUGGGUCGUGCCCGCCUUGUAGGUGAUGCCCUCGCUGCUAUAGGCUGGAAAAAGCCAAGUGCAGUUUCCCCACCACUGGCAGCUCCAGGGCUUUGGGAGCUCCGAGGAGGGAAUCGCUUCGGAACAGGCUGAGGGGCAGGAAAUGCAGCGGGACCCUCCCAAGCUCUCGGCCCGGGGAGGGGAGUGUUAACACGCUGCUAUUCCGGGCGCUAAAGAACAAAAAUCAGGAGAUUGCAAAGCUCCAAUCCUGCUGCUUUGAUG
Molecule: messenger RNA, 2661 nt
Organism: Trachemys scripta elegans
Lineage: Eukaryota; Metazoa; Chordata; Testudines; Emydidae
Gene: NAGLU
Product: N-acetyl-alpha-glucosaminidase
Source: RefSeq, a predicted model, not a curated record